Messenger RNA from Galendromus occidentalis (western predatory mite), 2105 nucleotides. It is a transcript of the gene SCOT, whose product is annotated as Succinyl-CoA:3-ketoacid CoA transferase. Gene Ontology annotation, molecular function: CoA-transferase activity. The transcript has 12 exons. NCBI's taxonomy places the organism in Eukaryota, Metazoa, Arthropoda, Arachnida, Mesostigmata, Phytoseiidae. The coding region runs from base 175 to 1713 and encodes 512 amino acids. The record is from RefSeq and is a predicted model, not a curated record. Gene Ontology annotation, biological process: ketone body catabolic process.
AGUCAAUAACAUUCUCAGCUGUGACGAUCGGUGCUCGCAGCGGGCCAUGUUCGGAAGUGUUUCUUCGAUUUUUUGAGAGCUCUGAAUGGCUGUUUGAGGCGGUGUUCCUGUGACUUCUCCGGAGGGCGUGAUCUUGUGAUGUAGUGGUCUCGCGAUCCAGCGGAAUAAGCUUCGAUGAUGAUACCUGGCGCUGCUUUUAGACUCCUCAAUGUGAAGAGCACUUAUAUUUUCACCGUGGUGUGCAGGUUGGGCUCGACCCCCGUGAGUCGACGAGCAGCCCGAUGUCAGAGCCCGGCAGAGGCUCUCCAGGGGCUCAAGGAUGGGCAAACCAUAAUGAUCGGAGGUUUCGGCAUCUGUGGAAUACCCGAGAAUCUCAUCCGACACUUGUCCAACAGUAAAGUUCGUAACCUAACCAUCGUCUCCAUAACGGGAGGGCUCAGCGACUGUGGGGUCGGAGAGCUUAUCAAAGCGGGUAUGGUCAAACGCCUGGUGACUUCAUACAUCGGAGAAAACAGUAACAUAUUUGAGAAGUUCUUGGGAGGACAGCUCGAGGUUGAAUUGGUUCCUCAGGGAACUCUCGCCGAAAGGAUUCGGGCAGCUGGGGCCGGAAUUCCUGCGUUCUAUACUCCCACGGGUUACAAAACCAUGGUGCAUGAAGGCGGCCUUCCGAUGAUGUAUGAAGACGAUGGAAAAAAAAUCACCAUGGCUAGCGAGCCCAAAGAGAGCCGAGAGUUCAACGGUCGAGGUUACGUCCUGGAGACAGCGAUCCACGCAGACUUCGCCCUGGUUAGAGGCCAUAAAGCCGAUACGAACGGCAACGUUACAUUCAGGAAGACAGCAACAAAUCUCAACCCUGUCAUCGCGAAAGCAGCGAAGAACGUCAUCGUAGAGGUCGAGGAGAUCGUGAACGCAGGAGAACUGCAAGGAGAACACAUUCAACUACCGUCGAUAUACGUUCACCGGAUAUACAAACCCAAUCACUUCGUUCGCCGCUGUGAGAAAAUGCGGCUGGCGAAACCCGCCGAAUCAAAUGCCAAGACGAGUGCAUCGUCCCGGGAACGAAUCAUUCUGAGGGCGGCCAGAGAAAUCAAAGACGGCAUGUUCGUGAACUUGGGAAUCGGAAUUCCUGUUCUCGCCGCGAAUCAUAUUCCGGAGGACGCAAAAGUGUUUCUUCAUGGAGAGAAUGGAAUCAUAGGAUUGGGUCCUUACCCAGCCGGGAAAAAAGAGGUCGAUCCCGAUCUCACGAACGCCGGGAAAGAGACCGUCACGGCCAUCCCUGGGGCUGCGUAUUUCGGUACCGAAGAGUCUUUCGCUAUCAUCCGAGGGGGUCAUCUGGACUUGACGAUGCUGGGCGGCAUGCAGGUGUCUCAGAACGGCGAUAUCGCCAACUGGAUCGUUCCCGGACAAAAGAUAACUGGUAUGGGCGGUGCCAUGGACCUCGUUGCGUCCGCGGCCGCCGGAACACGUGUCGUCGUCACUAUGGAACACAACGCCAAAGACGGUAGCGCGAAGAUCGUCAAGACCUGCAGUCUACCGCUCACGGGACAGCGCUGUGUAGACAGAAUCAUCACUGAGAAGGCCGUGUUCGACGUGAGCAAAUCCACCGGACUGACAUUGAUUGAAAUCUCGAAAGACCUCACCCUCGACGAGUUGAGGGAAUGUACAGACGCUGACUUCGAGGUCAGCCCCAAGCUCAAAUGUAUGGAGGAUUGAGCUCGAAUGGUUGGGCAAAGCCUUGCUCAGCUGGGACACUCGCACCGGUGGCUUCAUAAUCCAUUCUGCGAUCUCCCUUCCGUGAAUCUUAUGCAUAAUUCUUGUUUAGAGAGUUGUUGUUUAGAGAGAAACGAGUGAUACAGUGAAGACGACGUUAUUCACCAUCAUUCUCCUCGCGGGCUUAUAUUUGUGUUUGCUCCGCUAUGCUCCAUACGCUGUCACUCCUCGUUUCAUUGAAGCUUUAUUGUGACCACUUUGUACCAGAGAGAGCCUUGUGACUCUCUGCUUCCGAGGAGGGGCAUCGAGAUAGCUAGUUCCUCGAUCGCCCUGAAAUUUUGACGAGCAGCGUCCAAAGAGAAUAUGACAAGUAAACGUUUCCGGAUGGCAGACAA